AUGACUGCAUUCUUCGUCGCCAAUUUGUUGCUCGGCCUUUCAUCCCUGGCAACCUCCGCAAACCUCACUCAGGUCUUCGAGUGGCCGGAUGGAUUCGAUUACGACUGGCCCUCGGAGAAAAUCAAGACACAGGCCUUGGGUGGUGAAACGUUCAAACCAGAGAACAUCAAACCUCGUUUCAUGGCUGUCUACGGCGAAAGGAUCUUCCUCAGCCUUUAUAGAUAUGGCGUUCCGGCAACUCUGGUGUCUUUCCCGACGAGCACCGCGUCCUCUGCACCGCCGAAGCUCACUCCGUUCCCUUCGUGGGACAUGUAUCUUAAUGAAUCGGGAAACUGCGACAAGAUCGACCGGGCAGCAGGGAUGCAAGUGGACUCGGUUGGACGGCUGUGGGUGCUCAACGUGGGGAACUCCAAUUGCAAUGGCAAACUUUUGGAGAAAAAUGAAUCUCGGAUCGUUGACACGGAAGAAAAAGACGUUUGUUCCAUCGCCUUGUCCCCUAAAUGUGAACUGAGACAGCUCUACUUCAGCACAUUCCACUCCAAUGAAUUGUAUUCAAUUCCCGUCGCCACACUCCGCAACGGAACUGGAACUUCAAAUCCGGAACUAAUCGGAAACUGGACCGAAAUUAGUGCGUAUAGGAUGCUGAUGGACAUGCACAGGACCAUGUAUGCCACCUUUAUGUGGAUGGAUUACAUUUCCUCGUGGAACACUUGUCAGCCAUUUCAGCAGCAGCGUUUUUAUCAGGUCCCCGGAUUGGACUUUGUUUGGCCAUUUACUCUUUCCUUGGACCAAAAUGGAACUUUUUGGGUGAUGGUGCCUUUUGAUGAAAGGAAGCCAAAGCUUUUGAAGGCUGCAAAAUCAUUUGAGGGCUCGCCAGAAUGCAGCACUUUGAGUACCAAGAAUGAUGCUGCCUAAGGUCUGAAGAGUGCCUUUGCAAGGACGGUUGGAAGAACCCAGCCUGGCUGCAGUCACGGCACCUAUAGCUGCGACCAACCCUGGGAGAUAGAGUACCUGCCUGCCCGACUUCCGUGCAAAGCUCUGUGACAUCAAAAAAGUAGAGUCGAGUAGCGAUUUUAGUUUGAUAUUAAAUGUUUUUGGG
Molecule: messenger RNA, 1099 nt
Organism: Cloeon dipterum
Lineage: Eukaryota; Metazoa; Arthropoda; Insecta; Ephemeroptera; Baetidae
Exons: 5
Coding region: 1-915 (304 amino acids)
Source: RefSeq, a predicted model, not a curated record